Messenger RNA from Triticum aestivum (bread wheat), 1744 nucleotides. Its product is annotated as high-affinity nitrate transporter 2.1-like. Gene Ontology annotation, molecular function: nitrate transmembrane transporter activity. The coding region runs from base 65 to 1588 and encodes 507 amino acids. Gene Ontology annotation, biological process: transmembrane transport. NCBI's taxonomy places the organism in Eukaryota, Viridiplantae, Streptophyta, Magnoliopsida, Poales, Poaceae. The transcript has a single exon. The record is from RefSeq and is a predicted model, not a curated record.
AUUGAAGCCGAGCUCAAGAGCAGCAGCAACAACCACCAUUAGUUGCGUUUAGUUGUCAGGAAAGAUGGAGGUGCAGGCCGGCACGCAUGGCGACACCGCCACGAGCAAGUUCACGCUGCCUGUGGACUCCGAGCACAAGGCCAAGUCCAUCAGGCUCUUCUCCUUCGCCAACCCGCACAUGCGCACGUUCCACCUCUCCUGGAUCUCCUUCUUCACCUGCUUUGUGUCCACCUUCGCCGCCGCGCCGUUAGUGCCCAUCAUCCGCGACAACCUCAACCUCGCCAAGGCCGACAUCGGCAAUGCCGGUGUGGCGUCCGUGUCCGGGUCCAUCUUCUCCAGGCUUGCCAUGGGGGCCGUGUGCGAUCUCCUCGGCCCGCGUUAUGGAUGUGCCUUCCUCGUCAUGCUCUCCGCACCGACUGUAUUUUGCAUGGCGGUCAUCGACGACGCGUCGGGGUACAUCGCUGUUCGUUUCCUCAUCGGCUUCUCGCUUGCCACCUUUGUGUCAUGCCAGUAUUGGAUGAGCACCAUGUUCAACAGCAAGAUCAUCGGCACGGUGAACGGCCUAGCGGCUGGGUGGGGCAACAUGGGUGGUGGCGCCACACAGCUCAUCAUGCCACUCGUUUUCCAUGCCAUCCAAAAGUGUGGUGCCACGCCCUUUGUAGCAUGGCGAAUUGCCUACUUCGUGCCAGGAAUGAUGCACAUCGUGAUGGGCUUGCUGGUGCUCACCCUGGGGCAAGAUCUCCCUGAUGGAAACCUUGCGAGCCUCCAAAAGAAGGGAGACAUGGCCAAGGACAAGUUCUCCAAGGUCCUUUGGGGCGCCGUUACCAACUACCGGACAUGGAUCUUCGUCCUCCUCUAUGGCUACUGCAUGGGCGUCGAGCUCACCACCGACAACGUCAUCGCCGAGUACUACUACGACCACUUCCACCUUGACCUUCGCGCUGCCGGCACCAUCGCUGCCUGCUUUGGCAUGGCAAACAUCGUCGCGCGUCCUAUGGGUGGCUACCUCUCUGACCUUGGUGCCCGCUACUUUGGCAUGCGUGCUCGUCUCUGGAACAUCUGGAUCCUCCAGACCGCUGGUGGUGCUUUCUGCAUCUGGCUCGGUCGUGCAUCGGCCCUCCCUGCCUCAGUCACAGCCAUGGUGCUCUUCUCCAUUUGCGCGCAAGCAGCCUGUGGUGCUGUCUUUGGCGUCGCGCCCUUCGUUUCCAGGCGUUCCCUUGGUAUCAUCUCCGGGCUUACCGGCGCAGGUGGGAACGUGGGUGCGGGGCUCACACAACUUCUGUUUUUCACUUCAUCUCAAUACUCCACUGGUAGGGGUCUUGAGUACAUGGGAAUCAUGAUCAUGGCAUGCACUCUUCCUGUCACCCUCGUGCACUUCCCACAGUGGGGCUCCAUGUUCUUUCCGGCCAGCGCAGACGCCACGGAGGAGGAGUACUACGGCUCCGAGUGGUCGGAGGAGGAGAAGAGAAACGGCCUCCAUAUCGCAGGCCAAAAAUUCGCCGAGAACUCCCGCUCCGAGCGUGGCAGGCGCAACGUCAUCCUUGCUACAUCUGCAACGCCACCAAACAACACGCCCCAACAUGUGUAGGGCACAAGUUUUGUUUUCUACCUUCGAAGCAUACAUUUACGUAUAUACAUGCCUUACAUAUGUAUGGCUGCAAUCCAACGUGAUUAAUAAGUUGUAUGGGGAUUUACCUUUCUGCUAAACACUAGGUUCCAUGCACACAUGCAUGCGAACGAGGGU